UAGGCUGCCUGGGCGGGGCCAGAAUCCUGACAGGCGGAGUUAGAGCGGGGGGCGGGGUUAGCGCGCGCGGGUGGGGCGCUCACCGUGGGCAUGGGGCGGGGCUGCCAGCGGGGGCGUGGUCGGGGUGUCGCGCGGGAACCCGCGGGGGAGGAGAGCUGGGACUCCGGAACUAGAGUGUGGGAGCCAGAGGCCGUAGCGGGCAGGGCUCGAGUGCUGGAGUAGACGGUCCGACAGGCAGAGAAGUGAGACUGGUUGCGGCACAGGGCGGGUUAGGGCUUGAGCCCGACGAGGGGGCGGGCUCCGAGGCGGGCUAGACGCCUGGGCUGGAUGAAGUCCGAGUCUGGGAAGAGAACCGUGUUGUGGCGGGAGGAGGCGGUGAUAGAGGUGGUGGGGCUAAGCGCGGGGGCGGGGCUGGAGCGAGGGGGGCGGGGAUAGCACCUCCGCCGGUCGGUGGUUGGGCAGAGGCUGGAGGGAGUGGGCCUAGGAUGCGGAGGCGGCCGCUGGCGUGGGGGCGUGACCAUGCCUGGCGGGGGCGGGGCCGGAGGCGGGCAGUUUAGAGCGCGGGGCGGUCCUGCGGGGUGGGGCCGGGGCCUGGCGGGGGCGGGGCCUGUGCGGGCCGCGGCGCGGAGCCGAGUGGGCUGCGGGGAUGCGGGGGACCAGCUGCGUGGGCGGCGGCGCCGAAAGCCCCGGCGGCGCGGGGCUGAGCGAGGGCCCGCGGGGGCGCUGGCUGCGCUUGGCCCCGGUCUGCGCCUACUUCCUCUGCGUCUCGCUGGCUGCUGUGCUGCUCGCCGUGUACUACGGUCUCAUCUGGGUACCCACGCGGUCUCCCGCGGCGCCCGCCGGCCCACAGCCCAGCGCGCCGUCCCCUCCGUGUGCUGCCCGCCCAGGCGUGCCGCCUGUCCCGGUGCCCGCCGCUGCCUCCGUCUCCUGCCUCCUAGGAGUCCCCGGCGGGCCGCGACCCCAGCUCCAGCUGCCGCUGAGCCGCCGCCGCCGGUACAGCGACCCUGACCGCCGUCCGAGCCGCCAGACACCCAGAGAGACGCCAGAGGCCGCGGAGGGGCGAGGACCCGGGUAACUCCUUGCCACCCCAACCCGGAUCGCCAGCCCUCGAGAGCUCUGUGCUCCAUGCCGAGGAUGCGCCGUCUCUGGAUGGGUCCGGCUUUCUUCCUGAUGACAUCGCCCAGCGUCUCUGGAGCCGUCAUCCCGCGGAAUGGGGGCCCGGGGGUGUCAACUCGGGGCCUUGCCUCUUGCAGCUCCUCUGUGGUCAGGCCGGGUCCUCCACCAUUAGGAAGAUCUCAUUCUGAGCUCUGUCUCCUGCCCCUCCUGCUGUGGGAUGCUGAGCACAGAGCCCACAGCCCAUCUGCCUCCUCACCUCCCUGAAUCCGUGUCCAUCUGCAAUAAACCACAGCCUCGGCUGCUUCGUGCUCUGUC
Molecule: messenger RNA, 1431 nt
Organism: Pongo pygmaeus (Bornean orangutan)
Lineage: Eukaryota; Metazoa; Chordata; Mammalia; Primates; Hominidae
Gene: INAFM1
Product: InaF motif containing 1
Exons: 1
Coding region: 647-1075 (142 amino acids)
Source: RefSeq, a predicted model, not a curated record